This is a messenger RNA of Dipodomys ordii (Ord's kangaroo rat), 1614 nucleotides long. RefSeq names its product kelch domain containing 8B (gene Klhdc8b). Bases 214 to 1287 code for a protein of 357 amino acids. The transcript is spliced from 6 exons. Gene Ontology annotation, molecular function: protein binding. The record is from RefSeq and is a predicted model, not a curated record. Lineage: Eukaryota; Metazoa; Chordata; Mammalia; Rodentia; Heteromyidae.
GGCUGGACCGCCCCCCAACCCCCACUUUCUCCCCAUCCACCCAGUGCCUUGGUGACAACAGAGACCACCCCCCACCCCGUAGGGUGAAGAAGCCACAGUCGUGGACUAACGGUUACACACUCCCUGCAACCCUAGUACAAUCAAAAUGUGGCCCCAUCACAUUCUCCUAGUGAGGUUCAUCGCCUGAGAAGAGAGCAUGGCUUGCCACUGGCCAUGAGCAACAUGGCUGCAGGUGGUGGCCGGGCCUUUGCUUGGCAGGUGUUCCCUCCCAUGCCUACUUGCCGUGUCUAUGGUACAGUGGCCCACCAAGAUGGACACCUGUUGGUGUUGGGGGGCUGUGGCCGGGCUGGAUUACCUCUGGACACUGCCGAGACUUUGGACAUGGCCUCACACACAUGGCUGGCGUUGGCACCCCUGCCCACUGCCCGGGCUGGUGCAGCCGCUGUGGUUCUGGGGAAGCAGGUGCUCAUGGUGGGCGGGGUGGAUGAGCUCCAGAGCCCAGUAGCUGCGGUAGAAGCCUACCUGGCCGAUGAAGGCCGCUGGGAACGUCGAGCUACUCUGCCUCAAGCAGCCAUGGGAGUGGCCACGGUGGAGAGAGAUGGUUUGGUGUAUGCUCUAGGGGGAAUGGGCCCUGACACAGCUCCCCAGGCCCAGGUACGAGUCUAUGAACCCCGCCGAGACUGCUGGCUUUCGCUCCCCUCCAUGCCCACUCCCUGCUACGGGGCCUCUACCUUCCUGCAUGGGAACAAGAUCUAUGUCCUGGGAGGCCGCCAGGGCAAGCUCCCAGUGACUGCUUUCGAAGCUUUUGAUUUGGAGGCCCGUACCUGGACCCGACAUCCAAGCCUGCCCAGCCGCCGGGCCUUCGCUGGCUGUGCCAUGGCUGAAGAUAAUGUAUUCAGCUUGGGGGGUCUGCAGCAGCCCGGGCCCCACAAUUUCUACUCUCGCCCACAUUUUGUCAACACUGUGGAGAUGUUUGAUCUGGAGCAUGGAUCCUGGACCAAACUUCCCCGUAGUCUACGCAUGAGGGAUAAGAGAGCUGAUUUUGUGGUUGGCUCCCUUGGGGGCCACAUUGUGGCUAUUGGGGGCCUUGGAAAUCAGCCAUGCCCUCUGGGCUCUGCAGAGAGCUUCAGUCUUGCCCGAAGGCGCUGGGAGGCACUGCCGGCUAUGCCCACAGCCCGCUGCUCCUGUUCUAGCCUCCAGGCUGGGUCCAGGCUGUUUGUGAUUGGCGGUGUGGCCCAGGGUCCCAGCCAAGCUGUAGAAGCACUAUGUCUGCGGGAUGGAGUCUGAAGGACUGGUGGGACCGGUUCAUUGGAGCAGCUCAGGGGAAGCAGGUGUCUGACUCCUUUUGUAGCGGAGGGAGCUCUCUGUGGCUUUGUGGGGGUGCAGGAAGCACUAGAGGUAGACACUGAGGCACACAGCCUUCCGUGAUUGGGGCUGGAGAGCCUUUGUCAUUAGCAUACUGUUUACUCACACUCCCUUUACCACCGUCUAGUCAUGAACCAUAUCUAGCUCAGCUGUUGUCCUAGAAACUACUUAGGCCCUCUAUCCAACUGGGAAGUGGGGAGAGAGGAAAGCUGGCCUUAAACCCUAUCCCCCCGCCUCCCUACAACACCU